CGCACAAAUAUUAUCUCCACUGCCUCAAUUGGCAUAAAAGCGAAUGGUGGCGUUUGACGAAGCAGAACAUUUGAGAGCAACUGAAAUGACUCGCUUCAUCACUCUCUGUAUUUCCGCUCUACUUGCCCUCCAAGUAGUCAGGGCACACGAGGGUCAUGAUGGAGUUGCGACAAAAUGCUGUUGCUUGAGCCAAUGUUUUCUGAUGACGACCCUUGAAAAUUUGAUCCCGCACAUCGAUUCAUUUCCUGAAACUGCUCCGGUGAUUCUCCCCGUGAUAACCAACGCCAAAGUCAAUGCACCUGCUGUGGAAACUCCUAAGCAAGUUUCACCGGUUGCCCCCCAAUCUGCCACUAUUGCAGAGGUGACCAGUCAGCAGCACCAAGAACUCUUGGAAAAGGUGCCCAUUGAAGUGCUGCAACAAGCUUUAGCUGAUAAGCUUGCAGCCGUGAAAGCUAAAGUUCCAGAAAAUUUAGGAGGAGGUCAAGCCGCAGCAGUCAAAACCAACAUCCACGAGAUCGUUCGCCAACAAGAACAAAUCCUGUCCAAACUGGUUCCCGUCGUCUCUCAGACCAAGGCGUCCCUUCCUCAGGUCAAUCUUCCCAAGGUUUCAGCUGCCAUUCCCAAUGUUGACGCCAUCACUUCCAAAGUCAACUCUGCCAUCCCUGCUGAAGUUCCCAACGUUCAGGCUGCUGGUCCCGUUCAGCAGUCCAAGAUCAACAUCCACGAGGUCUUUCGCCAGCUAGGACUCUUCUCAAAUACUCCUCUCAACACCCCAGUUUCUAUUCCCAAGGUUCAAGCUGCCGUUCCCAAUGUUGGCGCCGUCGCUUCAAAAGUCACCUCUGCCCUCCCAGUUGGAGUUCCUAUCGUUCAGACUGCAGCUCCCGUCGUUUCCACUGUGACUGGUGCCCUGCCUCUGAACACUGGAGUCCUACCCAACCUCCCAAUUGCUGGUAGCCUGGGUCUCAGAUGCAACUCAUGCAAUAAGAAAUAGGAAACGAAAGAAACUGAAGAACAAAAAAUUAUUGAAAAAGAUCCUUAAUAAUGAAAAAAAAAUCUGAGGAUUGUACUUAUCAGAAAAAACCUAAUAAGAUGCAUUGAAAAAUUUUUCCUGAAUCAUGUAAACGGGACUUUGCAAGUGUGUAUAAAUGAUAAAAAAGAGAGCAAAUGUAUGAUUGGGUUAUAAAUGUGUUAGGAAAAGCAAAAAUAAAAUGAGAAAAUAAUGCAUCACAAAAAUGAUUUUUUCAACAUUU
Molecule: messenger RNA, 1250 nt
Organism: Neocloeon triangulifer
Lineage: Eukaryota; Metazoa; Arthropoda; Insecta; Ephemeroptera; Baetidae
Exons: 3
Coding region: 44-991 (315 amino acids)
Source: RefSeq, a predicted model, not a curated record